Molecule: messenger RNA, 1042 nt
Organism: Passer montanus (Eurasian tree sparrow)
Lineage: Eukaryota; Metazoa; Chordata; Aves; Passeriformes; Passeridae
Gene: FAM174A
Product: family with sequence similarity 174 member A
Exons: 3
Coding region: 36-503 (155 amino acids)
Source: RefSeq, a predicted model, not a curated record
GCUGCGCGGCCGUGUUGGGCGGGAGGCCCUGGGAGAUGCGGUCGCCGGCGCUGCUUCGGCUCCUGGUGGGGCCGCUGCUGGUGUUACUGGUGCUGCUGGAGGCCGCCCGGUGCGGGGAGGCUGCGGCCCCAGGCUCCCGGGACGCCGCCACCGCUUCCCCGCGCCCAACGGAGGCGGCCGGCGGGGCUUCCACGCGGAGCAGCAGCAACAGCAGCAGCAGCAGUAGCCGCCUGGCCGAGGUGUCGGCGCCGCCCGAGCAGGGCCAGCCCAUGACCCAGCGCGCCCUCUCCGUGCUGGUGCUGGCCAGCGCCGCCCUCAUCGUCUACUUCGUGAUCCGGACCGUGCGGCUCAGAAGGCAAAAUAGAAAAACCCGAAGAUACGGAGUUCUGGAUACGAACAUAGAAAACAUGGAGUUGACUCCAUUAGAACAAGAUGAUGAUGAUGAUGAUACAACACUAUUUGAUGCCAGCCAUCCUCGAAGAGAAGUACGUGCCUUUCAAUGAAAGAACUUAAUCUUAGAACCAGAGAAGAAGACUGCUUCAUGGGAGAAAUAAGAAGCAAGAGGAUAUGCAAGUGGGGGGAAACUAAUUUAAUUUGUGUAUUUUAUGGCAUCCUUUUGCAUCUUGCAAUAAGUAAUUAUCAAUUUGUUGUAUCUUUUUGUAUAUAGAGAUUCUCAUUGUAUAACCUAUGGGGAGAGAAUACUAACUGUGAUAACAUAAAAACCUAUUUAAAAGGGAGAUUACUUGUAAAACAGGGUAUUUUUUGCUUGUUACAAGUCUUGUAUGCCAUUACAAGUGUGGUAUACACUUUUUUUCUACAGUAACCUGGAAUGUUAAUUUUUUCUUCUGAUAUUAAAUUGUAAGUAAAUAAAGCCACUGUGGACUUCUCAGAAUUGUUAGAACAUUAUUUUAAUUGAGGAGAUGAUAUAUUGUUUACCAAUAAAAAGCCAAACCACUGCCUUCUGUGUUGAGAAUUAAAAAAGCUGAAUUAACAUGUUUUGUUCAUGUAAACUUCAGUGAAAAAAUAAAAUGUGUUUACAGUG